AUGCCUCGAAAAUCGCAGAGAAUAUCGUCAGGCUCCGCGGCAACCUCAAAACACAAGCGCGCUGCUUCUAGCACCUUGCCGACGGAAGUGGGCUCCAAGAGGACGAAAGCGACUCCCACCAAAAGCCAGUACUUUGCCGCGGGUGGCACUGGCGAUGAAGCAUCCACGGGGAACGAAGAGAGUGGUCUUGAAGAGCCUCUAUCAAGCGAGGACGAGGAUGUGGCCUCUGAAUUUGGUCAGAGCGAUCAGCAGUCCGCCUCCGAAGAUCAAGACGACGAAAACGACUACGACAGCGCCAGUGACGAAGCACCAAAGAAGCGCAGCAAAGGAACGGGCUCCAAGUCGAAAGCAUCUGCAACUGUCACUGGCAAGAAAGGUGGCGAACUAUGGCGGCAAGGAGUCAAGGCUGGUCUUGGACCCGGGACACAGGUCGUUAUUAAGAAACCAAGGGCUCGACCCGCUGGCAAUACACCAUACCAGGACGACGCUAUUCAUCCCAACACCUUUUUGUUCCUCAAGGAUCUCAAGCGCAACAAUGACCGGGAAUGGCUCAAAAUGCACGACCCAGACUUUCGACAAGCAGAAAAAGACUGGUUUAGCUUUGUUGAAAAGCUCACUGAGAAAUUGACCGAAAUCGACGAUUCAGUGCCAGAACUGCCGGUCAAGGAUGUGAUCUUCCGCAUCUACAGGGAUAUCCGAUUCUCCAAAGGCAAGUCUGCUCCGUAUCGUCACAUUUGUUUUGCAGGGAAUUGA
Saxophila tyrrhenica is the source of this 753-nucleotide messenger RNA. RefSeq lists its product as uncharacterized. NCBI's taxonomy places the organism in Eukaryota, Fungi, Ascomycota, Dothideomycetes, Mycosphaerellales, Extremaceae. The transcript is spliced from 3 exons. The record is from RefSeq and is a predicted model, not a curated record. The coding region runs from base 1 to 753 and encodes 250 amino acids.